UAUAUCAAGAUUUAUAUCAAUUGUAUGACAAGUGGAUGAGUUUUUUAUAGUGGUGGUCCCGUGGGUCCCUCACCCGGUUCGUGUCAGGUUGCGUAUUAUGGUUCACGCAUCACUUCCUCUUCUGUUAUCCCUCUAAAUGAUGGCUCACAAAAGGUUGCUUCUUGCCUGUGGCUCAAGGCUGGUCUCUCACAAUGGCUCUUUUUCAACAUCUGCUGUGGCUCACAAGAGCUACAAGCUGGUGGUGGUGGGAGGAGGUGCUGGAGGCUGUGCCACGGCUGCCAAGUUUUCCUCCAAGCUGGGAGCCGGCAGCGUGGCAGUGAUUGAGCCGGCUGACACCCACUACUACCAGCCCAUGUGGACUCUGGUGGGUGGAGGCAUGAAGAGGCUGGAGGACUCUGGCCGGCCCAUGAGUCAGGUCCUUCCCAAGAAGGCAGACUGGAUCAAGCAGCGAGUAGUGACCUUUGACCCUCACAAGAACAAGGUCAUAACUCAGGAUGGCCAAGAGAUCAGCUAUGAAUUCCUAGUGGUUGCUCUCGGUAUUCAGCUCAACUAUAAUCAGAUCAAGGGGUUACCUGAUGCCUUUGAGACUCCUGGUGUGUGCUCCAACUACUCCCCUCAUUAUGUUAACAACACUCUAGAGAGUCUGAAGAACUUUAAAGAGGGAAAUGCUCUCUUCUCUUUCCCCAACAGCCUCAUCAAGUGUCCUGGAGCUCCUCAGAAGAUCAUGUACAUUGCUGACCAAUAUUUCCGUAAACAUGGGAAGCGUGACAAGGCCAACAUCCAGUACUUCUCAUCCCUGCCAGUCAUCUUUGCUGUCAAGAAGUAUGCUGAUGCCUUAUGGGAGGUGGUGAAGGAGCGAGACAUCACUGUCAACCUGCGCCACAAUCUCAUCGAGGUGAAGCCAGACUCCCGAGAAGCCGUGUUCCAGAACCUAGAAAACCCUGAUGACCUCAAGACUGUCAAGUAUGAGAUGCUUCAUGUGGCGCCCCCCAUGAGUUCACCAGACCCUCUGCGCCAAUGUGCCCCCCUCACCAAUGAGACGGGUUUCCUGAACGUAGACAAGCACACCCUGCAGCAUGUUACCUUCCCUAACGUGUUUGGUAUCGGCGACUGCACCAAUGUUCCCAUUGCCAAGACUGCAGCUGCUGUGGCUGGCCAGUUUGGAGUGAUGCAGAAGAACCUGAGCCUGGUAAUGGGUGGUGCUUCUCCCAAACACCAGUAUGACGGCUAUACCUCCUGCCCUCUGGUUACAGGUUACAACAAGUGCAUCCUGGCAGAGUUUGACAUGAACUUAAACCCCCUGGAGACCUUCCCCAUCAACCAGGCCAAGGAGCGACGCACCAUGUUCCACCUCAAGAAGGACAUGAUGCCAACUAUGUAUUGGGACGGAAUGCUCAAAGGCUACUGGGAGGGACCAAAGUACCUGAGAAAACUUAUGCACUUGGGAAUGAAGUGAAAAGAAAGAGAAAACUUGAAAAAAAUUUUUGGUUAAAGCCUUAUUUUGAUAGUAAAAUUCAUUGAGGUAGAUGUCUAAAUGAAUUGGUUAAACUUUCUUUUUUUCUUAUAUCUUGAAUAAUUGGAAUUGAAUGAUAUGUAAGUUUUGGCCAUAUUGAAUACUACAGAGAGGUUGAUGAUGUAUGAAAUGUUUGAUUCAGUUUGAAUUCUUGUGGAGAUUAUAGGAUUUUUUUUUUUUUUUUUUUUUCAAAUCCAUACAAUUUAGUUCACUGCAUUUGUUAAGUAUACAGUGACACUAUAAAGGAGAGCCCAAGUAUUUCUUUAAAACUAAGGAAUACAAAUUUUUGCAAAUAGACUAAGAAAAUAGGGAAACAAAAUGCUAAGUAAAGUGUAUUGUAGGACCUGAAUGCCUUAAAAGUGCAUGUCUUGAAGGUUACAUGAACAAAGACAUGAGCAGAGGCCAAUCAGACAUACUCAGACCUAAUGUACACACCUUUUAUCCUAUGAUAGCUCCUCUUCUUGGAGCUAAUAACCCUUAUAUAUACCAGACAGAAAAAGAUAUAUUAUUAUUUUGUAUACAUGCAAAUGGUGUUAUUGGUGUUUGUAAAAUGUUUGUUUAUAGAUUAUAAGACACAUCCUAUCUUGCUAAAUACAGUUCAUUAUCUACUUAAUGCUGUGCUUUUGUACUCCAGUAACAAGUCAGCCUUUCUUUCUUGAUUUUGUUUGUUUGUGAUUCAGUGUAAAUGGUACACUGAUCUUAAACUCACCUUGUUUUGAUAAAAGAAUCCUGAGAUAUAUUGUCUUCCAUAUAGAUGUAUUAAUUGUUUAUUAUAACCACUGUUCCACCACUACUCCACAAAGAAUUUUUACCAAGUACUGUGGAGUAAUGGUCACUUCAUGGGACAGUAAGACUUAGCCUCUAGGAAGGUUUUAUUGGAUAAACAGGAUGAGUGGAUGGUACCAUGUUAACUGUUAAGAAAUAUAAUCUGCUGUGGCCUGUGUGAUUUAUACAUUAGCAAUGAGACAUGGGAUGUAGAGAGUUAGGCUCCAGAUUUUGUGCAUUAUAGUUGUCUUGAAGUGAUGAAUUCAAGGACUAGAGAUCAAUUUUUUUAUACAUUUGUUUUUAUUAUGACACAGAACACAGAUCAGGAGGAGCAACAAAUAUUUUCCAAAAUCUUGGUACAGAUGUUUUGUCUCAGCUGUGCCUUCUUUAAGGAGACUGAUAACCUGGUAUAUAGAUAGACUACAUAACUGUAUAUCACACUCAGCUUGUUCCUUUCAAUGGAAAUAACAUUAGUUGUCCUUCAACACCAACUGUAAGAUCUGUUCACAACAGGUACCCUUCAUUGAGUCUUUGAUAGCUCUUAUAACCUACUUAAAACAGGUUUCCUUCACCAAAAAGUCCUUCUUCACAGCAGGUUCCUUUUACCAAGUCAUCGAUAGCUCUCAUAACAUUCUUCUCACUGUCUGUCAUUCUCCAAGGUUUCCUGUUGUUUCCCUGAGCUCUUACAAAGAAUAUCUUUCAUGGGACAGAGGGGAAUCAUGUAUUCCACAUUGUCAUGCAUGACUUGCGGUGAGAUGUGAUGUGUUCUCCGAGACAUGUACAACAGUUCCAAAGAAAAGAUGACAGAAUGUUACCAUGCCAGAUAGGAGCAGCAGAAAGACCGUCAAAAUGUUGUUGCAUUGCGGAAGUCAAGAAUGGAAGUAUUCUUGAAUCAACUGGACACCACUCACUGUCAUCAUUAAAAUUAUCAUUGCUUA
This is a messenger RNA of Portunus trituberculatus (swimming crab), 3216 nucleotides long. RefSeq names its product sulfide:quinone oxidoreductase, mitochondrial-like. Gene Ontology annotation, cellular component: mitochondrion. The coding region runs from base 137 to 1456 and encodes 439 amino acids. Gene Ontology annotation, molecular function: FAD binding; sulfide:quinone oxidoreductase activity. Lineage: Eukaryota; Metazoa; Arthropoda; Malacostraca; Decapoda; Portunidae. The transcript has 12 exons. The record is from RefSeq and is a predicted model, not a curated record.